AUGACUAACUAUUUCUCUCUAGGAAUUGGGAAAGCAAUCGUUGAUAUACUCUUGCAAACAUCGGAAGCCAAAGUUGUUGCCAUUGCAAGAUCACAAGACAUUCUUCAAGAAUUGCAAAACAAAUACGGCCGCGACAGCUUUGAAUUUGUAUCAGGUGACGUGACAGAUGCCAACACUCUCCAAAAGGCAAUUGACGUUGCACUCACUCAAUUUGGACAAAUUGAUUCUGUUAUCGCCAAUGCUGGUGUUUUGGACCCAGUAGGAGCAAUCAACACCACAUCAAUCGAUGACUGGAAAAAGUUAUACGAUGUCAACUUAUUCUCAAUUGUCCAAUUGAUACAACUCAGCUUGCCCGAAUUGAAACGUACACAUGGUAAGGUUGUUGCUGUCAGUUCUGGAGCUGCUACGAAACCGUAUAGUGGAUGGUACGCAUACGGAAGCUCGAAAGCUGCUUUGAACCACAUCAUUGCGUCCUUGGCGGCAGAGGAACCUUCCAUACAAGCGAUUUCCAUAGCUCCGGGAGUAGUUGACACUGAAAUGCAGCAGGAUAUUAGAGAGAAGUUUGGUGCCAACAUGAGCAAAGAAGAGUUGCAACGAUUUAUCGAUUUGCACGAGAAUAAGCAAUUGGUCCCCCCAGAGGAACCCGGUACGGUUUAUGCCAACUUGGCAUUGAAAGGAUGGUCAGACGAUUUGAAUGGACAAUUUCUUCGUUACAAUGAUCCAAAACUUGAGUCCUACAAGUAG
Molecule: messenger RNA, 744 nt
Organism: Lodderomyces theae
Lineage: Eukaryota; Fungi; Ascomycota; Pichiomycetes; Serinales; Debaryomycetaceae
Product: sepiapterin reductase family protein
Exons: 1
Coding region: 1-744 (247 amino acids)
Cellular component (GO): intracellular anatomical structure
Molecular function (GO): oxidoreductase activity, acting on NAD(P)H, oxygen as acceptor
Source: RefSeq, a predicted model, not a curated record